Molecule: messenger RNA, 2392 nt
Organism: Oryzias latipes (Japanese medaka)
Lineage: Eukaryota; Metazoa; Chordata; Actinopteri; Beloniformes; Adrianichthyidae
Gene: tspan34b
Product: tetraspanin 34b
Cellular component (GO): plasma membrane
Source: RefSeq, a predicted model, not a curated record
AGUCAGCAUCUUUCUCACAGAGCUCUAUUUUUUAUUUUUAUUUUUUCAUAGCUGCUGAGGAUAUUUUCUGUUUUUGCAUAUAUUUUGACUACAUGAGUUAAUUUCCCAAGCUGCUGCAGAGAAGCUGCCUCUGAAAUCACAGAGGAGGACUGCAUCCUGUCAAAAUGGAAAAUUCUACGUCCUGCUUUUGGGGGGAGGGCUUUUCAAGCCGGACGCAGGUAUUCUGUGCAGGUGUAACCAGGGAUCCGCCCCCUCCUUUUCACUCCCACUCGCUGGCCUCCAGCUCCAUGGUGAAGUCAGCUGUGGUCACACCCACAACUCAUCUUCCCUCCCUGUUCGCUUGAACCAGCCGGCAGGCUUUAAAUAAGUGCAGUUUGCUGAAAAGGUCUCUGAGCGCUUGUCCUACAGACACCAGAACGGAGCAGCCUCUGGAUAAUAUUUUGGUUUAUCUGCCACAGAAUUUUGUGUUUCUUUAAUAUAUUUUCAACCUUUUUUUUCACCUGUGACCAACGCAGAAGUCUCACAGCUUUGUUUCAGGUGAGACAGACCUCUACAGAGAUGGGGUGUUUUGGUUUUCUCAAGAUUAUGAUGUUCAUCUUUAACGGCAUCAUCUUCCUUGCAGGUGCCGCCAUACUUGGAGUGGGCAUCUGGGUGAAAGUGGACAGCAGCUCCAUCCUCGGCUUCCUUGGGAAACUUCCAGAUGCUCCAUCAGAGUUUAAUCAGGUCCUCAACGUGGGUUACUUGCUGAUCGCUAUAGGUGCACUGCUGGUCCUCAUUGGCUUCCUAGGCUGCUGUGGAGCCUCAAAGGAGAACAAGUGCAUGUUGCUGCUGUUUUUCAUCAUCAUCCUGCUGGUCUUCAUCGCAGAGGUUGCUGGAGCCAUCGUGAUUCUGGCCUUCAGACCACUGGUGGAUAACCUGUUACAAAAGGCCAGCGUGAAUGCGGUCGCCAGCAUCCAGAUGGAGUAUGGGAAAAACCCUGACCUGACAGGACUAUGGAACUCCACCAUGACCACGCUGCAAUGUUGUGGGUUCAACAAUUACUCGGACUUUAAUAACUCCGAUUAUUACAACAAGACCAAAGGCUACCCGCCGCAGUGCUGCUCAUCGCCUCAACCACCGUGCAACCAAACCAUGGCUGAAACAAAGGGAGUGAUUGGUUGCUUCUCAAAGUUCAAGAAGCUGAUUGAUGACAACAGUGUAGUUAUAGUCGGGGUGGCUUUGGGAAUAGCAGCUCUGGAGAUAUGUGCCAUGGUGGUCUCCAUGUUCCUGUACUGCAGAAUACGGUCCACGGUUGGCUGACGGCUCAGAUGGAUCACUAGAGAUGUUCAUGUCGCCUCCUGCAGUGCCUUUUCUGAAGUCUAGGACAAUCAAGAAUGAUUUACCAAACAUUUUGACAUUAUCAAAUACUUCUAUUAUAUAAAUGUAUAUUGUUGAGUUAGUUAUUUAGUUAGUUAUUUUUCAUUUAUGGCUGUGGAUUAGUGCUGUCCCUCUUCAACUGCAAAUCCAGACCCAGGUCUAAACACAGACCUCCUUCUCCAUUGCAACUUCCUCCACUCCCCAAAUCUGACUUUGUCAAACCCUCGUCUGCCUCUUUAGUGUAGUCCAUUAAUACAUGGAUAUAAAUUUAAAAAAAGGAAGUUUUGUGUCUCCAAACUGUGGAGUUUUGGCAUCCUGUGCCACUAAAACAAUGAGGCAGAAGCUGGAAUUCUUAUUAGAGAAAGACGCUCCUGCUUCCAAACACUUUAACUUCACCUGGAUGAUGAAAUACUCACCUUGAAGUUUCACUGAGAAGGACUCAAAAAGAUCCUCUGGUUUCUAGACAGAAUGUAGAUGCAGUCUUUGGUCAACCAAACAAGCCCUAAUCAUCACCCCUCCACCCCUCUACCCACUGGGAAAGAGGGGUUUCAUUGCUACUUUGUCAUUUAGUAAAAGGAUGCUGAUGUUGGAGCUAUCCAAAGAGGAGGUUCUAGGAUGUAGAGGAGGAGGAUAUGAAGGUGAGUGAGGAGGAUCGAGAGGAGAGGUGGAUGAUUCACUGUGGCGCCCCCUAAUGGUAGCAGCAGAAAGACAGGGACAUACUGCCAUUCUGCUCUGUGCAUCUACACUCCAAACAACAUUCUUAUGGCUUGCUGAAAGGAAAAUAAAUCAGAUUCACUCAUUCUCAUGAGUUUAUUACAGACAAAUAAGUUAUGCUUUUAGUUAGUCAUAUCACGGGUUUAGUGGUUUAGUAUAUUUCAUUUUUUUUUGUACAUUUGAGCAUUUCUCUGUUGCGUGAUUGUUGCAUGUAAUAAAAUGCUUAAUUGUUUUGUUUUGUAAAAUAUUAAUCUGGAAAAGGAGUCAUUAAUUCUUGUUCUAAAUGAUGUUUUCCUAAAUUUUAAAGAUAUUUGUCACUGGU